This is a messenger RNA of Psammomys obesus (fat sand rat), 972 nucleotides long. RefSeq names its product potassium two pore domain channel subfamily K member 15 (gene Kcnk15). Lineage: Eukaryota; Metazoa; Chordata; Mammalia; Rodentia; Muridae. Gene Ontology annotation, biological process: potassium ion transmembrane transport; stabilization of membrane potential. The record is from RefSeq and is a predicted model, not a curated record. Gene Ontology annotation, molecular function: potassium ion leak channel activity. Gene Ontology annotation, cellular component: membrane.
AUGAGGAAGCAGAGCGCGCGCACCGCCGCGCUCAUCCUGUGCAUCCUGUCCUACCUGCUGGUGGGCGCCGCCGUCUUCGAUGCCCUGGAGUCCGAGGCGGAGCGCAGCCGGCAGAGGCUGCUGGCUCGGAAGCGGGGCGAGUUCCGCAGAAAGUACCGCUUCUCCGCCGACGACUACCGCGAGCUGCAGCGGCUGGCGCUGCAGGCCGAGCCACACCGCGCCGGCCGCCAGUGGCGCUUCGCGGGCUCCUUCUACUUCGCCAUCACGGUCAUCACCACCAUCGGGUAUGGCCAUGCUGCACCGGGGACCGACUCGGGCAAGGUUUUCUGCAUGUUCUAUGCCCUCCUGGGCAUCCCCCUGACGCUGGUCACCUUCCAGAGCCUGGGUGAGCGUCUGAACGCUCUGGUGCGGUGCCUGCUGCUGGCGGCCAAGCGCUGCCUGGGCCUGCGGCGGCCGCACGUUUCCGCAGAAAACAUGGUAGUGGCCGGGCUGCUGCUGUGCGCCGCCACCCUGGCCCUAGGCGCCGCCACCUUCGCCCACUUCGAGGGCUGGACCUUCUUCCACGCGUACUACUACUGCUUCAUCACCCUCACCACCAUCGGCUUCGGCGACUUCGUGGCGCUGCAGAGAGACGAGGCGCUGCAGAGGAAGCCGCCCUACGUGGCCUUCAGCUUCCUCUACAUCCUGCUGGGGCUCACGGUCAUCGGUGCUUUCCUCAACCUGGUGGUCCUGCGCUUCCUCGCCAGCGCCGACGCCCCUGAGCGCUCAGCCCCCCGCGCCAGCGCGUUCCGCAGGGGGGCGCCCGAGAGACGCGUCCGCUUCAGGGCCUCCACCAGCAUCUCUCACCGCUCCCAUCAGCUGGAGGCCUGGGCCUGUGACAACCCUGCCUUCUCGCCUCCCCUGAGUCCAGAAGCCCUGCACCACUGCCGCAGCAGCUCAGACAGACCCCGAGCCCGGAGAAGAUCCAUCUGA